AUGGAGAACGACGAGGUCAUGGAGGAGGAUAUCAGGUACGAGCAUUCAGACUCGGAGCGUAGCAGCUCUGGCCGCAGCUCCGAUCCUAGCUCAGAGGACGAAGAAGAGAACACCCCCAGUUCUGCCAGCAAUUUACCUGCCAGUAAAUUUACCAACGAACAAGCUCGAGAUGAACACUCAACGGGAGCUGCCAAAGAGGAAAGGGGGAGGGGUGUUGCGAUAAACGAGCUGGUUGGGCCAUUGAUGGGGCAGAUUCCUGCCUCUACAGGCACCUCAGAAAGUUCUGUGGUGGCAUGGAUUGGGAGGAUGCAGGAACAAAAGGGGCGGGUAUUGCAGAUUGCUCGGGACUGGCCUCCCAAGAUGGGCGCAGACAGCAUUCCGUAUAAGCUCACGCUGUUAUGGAUGUCGGGGCUGACACCACCCGACAACAACCGCUCCAUCUUUGAGUGCCGCGUCGGCGUCAGCCUCUUCGACGAGACCUCCGGCGCUUUCUUUGGCAACACGUGCCAGGGGGUCUCCCGGCCCUGGGUGGCGGCCCCCCCGGAUGUCCGCGGUGGGGCGGUGAGCAGCUGUCGCUUGGAACAGGACGUGUUCUUCCACACCAGAGUGGUGGACCCUAAAAGUGUCCUGGUAGUCGAACUGGUCGCCGUCGAGAAGAAUAUCCACGGGGUUGUGCUUGCGGAGUACGGCCUCGGCUGGUCCACCAUUUCCCUCGCCUCGGAAGCGCGGCCCACUCCGCCCGCAUCACUGCUCCCCGCUUUUGGCCUGGCACGUGAGGGGGCCGAAGUGCAACUAGCAUGGGUCAAGUCUGGCACGCCGCGGUAUCUCAUGCUGCGGGAUCUACCCCACGUGGCCCCCCCGGAGCAGAUUCCCGGUUGCGUCCUCGCCUACGAUUUGUCCCGGUACGACAAAAUCGCCCCGGCUAUGUCGCUGCUGCGAGAGAACGAGCUCGUGACAGAUCGGGAGCUUGUACCGGGCAUCCUGCGCGUGGGAGCAAACGGCAAGCCGACGCGCGCGCUCAAAGACGCGUUCUCGACGAUAAGAGAGCCCGUCAUCAUGCCCGCUGCCAAGGUGUUGCUGUCGAACCUCCGGCUGCGGUUACCGCCCGGCUUCCACGAGCUGCUCGUCACCGGCUCCGAACCGGGGGCCGAAGGGCGGGGGAGCGCCGCUCUACCGGGCCCAGAGGUCGCCCUCGCAGAGCCGGCAGGACCGCCCGGGGGAGAGCCCCGAUCCAUGUACCAGCUGCGAGUGUCGGUGCACAACGGGCGGCGAUUCACGAGCUACGCCAUGUGCACCAAUCGGCUGCGCCGUUUUCCCGGCAGUCCGGACCUGGAACUCGCGGACACGCUCGCGCUGUCCGGCGUGUCCGAGGACGCUGACGUGGCACUCGUGCUGGAGCUGGCGUUCACGGGGCCCCUCCCCUGGCAAACCACCCACGAGUGCGACGACUGCGGGCCGGACGGCACGUGCCGCAUCUGCGCACAGCUGGCGGAACCUCUCCCUCUCGCUUGGGCCCCCUUCUUCCCAUUCGACACCACGUGGCGCGUCAGGGACGGGCCACAUGCCGUUCAGAUGCGCGGCGGACCCGGCGCUUGGCCGCGUGACCAAUUGAUUCUCGACUGGGCCGGAACUCUUUCUAAGCAAAUCCAGACUGGCGUACCGACUCUAGUUGCCGAGUUCACCCUCCAAACCCUGGGCCGCGUCGGCCCAAACCUCGAUUUCUCGGAGGAUACGCUAUCCGCUAGAGAACCAUAUAGUCAGGAGCACGCAAGCUUUGAACCGUCCAAUAUACCCGUGAUCCCCUUACAGAAUCGAAGAACCACGGUGACGUCAGACGAAGCACGGGCUCCUCCUGCCACGUCAGCGUCUGACAGGCCACGUGACAGUUUCCCAGAAGGACGUCCGACUCUUCAACAAAACCCGCUUCGAACCCGCGAAGUUGCUCUGCCUCGGUCGACGACCGCGGCCGCGCCGAAAUGCCUAAACCCCGAGCAAAGCACCCGCAACAGCUCCUACACCUCGACCACGCAGUAUACUCCAGAGCCGCUGGAGCCGCCACGUGUCAGGGCCACCAGCCCCGAGGUUUUGGCGGAAAGAGCCGCACGCGCGGCUGCCGAAGCGACGAAAGCCGCCGCGGCCGCGGCCGAAGGCGCGGGGCGGAAAGUGCGCGAGGUGGAGCUGAUGGCGAACGCGAUGAAGGAGCAGCUGCGCGCGCUGACGGAAGCGGUCAGCCGAAUCGAGUCCGUCGUGACGUCACCGAAAAGCAAGGGUGCGGAGGAGCAGUCGGAAGCCUCGAGAGCAAAUACGAAAGGAAGGGAAGCUAGAAAAGAGAUGGGAAGGAAAGAGCGGCGAAUACGCGCAGCGGUCAUCAUCCAGAAGUAUACGCGGCGUUUCCUCGCGCGCCGGCACUUAGCGCACCUCCAACGCGCAGAAACUUGCAUUUGCGAGCUCGAGCAGAUCCUUCCAACCAACUCAAAGCACCGACGAGAGAGCGAUUCCGCGAGGUUUAAGGGCGGGCUUACGGAGCCCUCGCGGGGCGCGGCCGCGCCGAGCCGCGCGCUGCGCGCGCAGAUGCACAAGGCGGGAACAACCGCGGCUCUCCCCGAGGAGAUGCGCGAGGUUUUGGGGCGGAGGGAGAGCGCGCGCGGGCGUGACGCGGCGGGCGCGCGCGCGGAGCCGGUUGACAUGGGCCUCGAGAUGAGGGACGAGCGGAGUGUGAAUGAGGUCGUGGUGCAGUUUUUGGCGUUUACUCCAGGGACGGUGCUGAGAGGGGGUCAGCCCAAGUCUGUGUACUUCACUUUUCAGCUAUACGACUUCCCCCCAUGUACGACGGAAACCGUUCCCCUAAGCCCCGCCGCGCGCGCGCCCGGCGAGCCGAUCCUCCUCGCCAACGGCAGCCCAAACCCCUCAAACCUCCUGUACAAAUACCGCAUCGAAGAGGCGCCCGCGGCAGCGCGCGAGCGGCGCGCACACUUCGUCGACUACCUGCGGUCCAAGUCUCUGAGCGUCGACGUGUGGGACGGCGACUCGAUGCUGCAGGUCGGCACUGUGAGUGUCGCCCUCGCGGGCCUGCUGCGGCAGGGGCGGGAAGUCGCGGAAGUCCUGUGCGACUGCCACGUGGAGCUGACGUCAGCUGACGUCGGCGGCGCUAAUUCUGGGGAUGCAACCACGCUGGAUCAAACGACUGGGAAGAUUUUGAUACGGCUGGUAAAUAUGGGACGGCAUCCGGCGGGAACCGUGGGCACCGGCCAGGAUCAACGGCGGAGGAGCAGCCACGUGUCGUCCGGCGACAGGCGGAAGAAGACGGAGAAAGUGCGCGUCUUUCCUUCGGCGGAUCUGGUGAAGGUGCGGCUGGCGGCCGGAGACGCGACCCGGGACACUUUAGGAAGCUCUAGAGGUUCCGCCGGCGAGGAUUCGCAGAGGGACGCGCUAGAGAGUGCGAGGGCGCGGAAGGAGGCACGGCGCGCACGGCUGCGCGAGCUGCUCGCGGAAGGGAGCGGGCGCGAGGCGCCCGGUGUGAAUAACCUCCGGGGCUGGAAGAGUUUGCCGGCGGAUAAGGGGAGGGAGUCGGACGGAGACGAAGUGAAACGGGUGGACGUUCUGCAUAAGACGGCGCCGAUGAAAGGGAUUGGGGAAGAAAUGGAUGCGACUGCAAGGGAGAAAGUGCUUCGGGAGAUGGAGCGGUCACGGAGUAUGAGGAAAGCGCAGGUGAUCCAAGAGAAGCUCCGCGACAGUGCAACCAGUCGGCGCACCAUCUAUCCUGCUUACGGCGAGUUGGCGUUCUUCGAAGAGGAGUUCCGUAACCCAUACGGGCAAGAGGCAGUGUUCCGGAUAGAGUGCAGCGACCCCGAAAUGCAACUCAUACGGGACGGCCAGGAGUGGCGGGACUUGAGGUCCGUAUCGACAUCGAACGCGAGCGGCCCGAUGCCCGAGGAGGACCUUUUCGACAAGGAGGGCCACCUCUUCCUGUCGCCCCACGAAUCGUGUCGGCUUGCGUUAAAGUACCAGAGCGCAUCUUUCCCGGACGAUACCGGACCGCGAUUCGGACAGGUUUCGGACGGAAACGGUUUGGACGUUGGAGGUGCUGAAGGGGGGCCCAAUGAGAGCAGGACACGUGGCGGCAGGACGGGGCACUUAUUGGAGGACCGGGGAGAAAGCGACGAAAAAGUGGUUAAAGUCUCGUUAGUGGCGAUCAAAGACGGCUGGCCUGCGGACGUACGGGAGGUGGCGGUGCGCUUCGGACCGUUGGUGGUCGAUCGGACAUUCAGAUUUUAUCAGGCCGAGCACGACUUCCUCAAAGCGACGCUCCCGCUCGCGCGCGCGCCUCCUGCGGCCUGCGCGCGCAGCAGCGACCCACGGGUGAUCGUCAGCCUUACGGACAGUUCCGCGGGCGCUUCGGACCGGAAUCUGGACGGCCCGAACGACGGAACGGGGGUGCAUCUGAAAGUGAAGUGCGGGGCGGCCCCAGAAACGGCGCAGUUUUACGUGACGGUGUACGGGGACCGUUACAUGGGCCAGCUGCUCGCCACGUGGCGCGUUUUCGUGCACUCACUGAGGCGGCAUGAUAUCGGCGCCACGUUGGGACAGACCACCCGGAGCACCCUGGUGGUGAAGGGGGGCCACGUGACCCGCCACGUGGCAUGCUACUGCACGGAUCCACGACAUCUGGAGAUACGGCCGCCGGAGCUUGUCCUUCCGGCCGGCUCGCUGACGGAACUGACGCUGGCGUACAAGCCCACCGGAACGGAAAAGCAAGCGAUCCGGCUCCACGUGGUCGACACGCAGAGCCGUCAGCUGGUGGGAGCGUAUAUGAUCGCAGCCAGAACGAGUUUGCCGCAGGCUUCCAAGAUGUUCGAGGUCGAAGUCGCGGCCGGCACAGUUGCAAAAAAGAAGAUCAGUUUCACCAACCCGUACCCGCACCCCAAGCUCUUCUAUCUCAGCUCGUCCCAUCCGCAGCUGAUCUCGUUCCGUCCGGCUGACGUCCUCGACGUCCCGGCGGACGGAACGCGCUACAUCGGACUCACCGUGAACGGAACUGCCGUGAGGGGAGCGCGCCUUGAAGAGGUGCUAAUAUUCGUGAACGAUGCGGAGGACAAGACAGAAGAGUGUCUCAAAAUCUGCCUCAAGCUCUGCUAG
Molecule: messenger RNA, 5136 nt
Organism: Klebsormidium nitens
Lineage: Eukaryota; Viridiplantae; Streptophyta; Klebsormidiophyceae; Klebsormidiales; Klebsormidiaceae
Source: the annotation of a GenBank genome assembly